Messenger RNA from Oreochromis aureus, 5414 nucleotides. Its product is annotated as tripartite motif-containing protein 2-like. Bases 24 to 2039 code for a protein of 671 amino acids. The record is from RefSeq and is a predicted model, not a curated record. The transcript has 13 exons. Lineage: Eukaryota; Metazoa; Chordata; Actinopteri; Cichliformes; Cichlidae. Gene Ontology annotation, molecular function: zinc ion binding; translation repressor activity; protein binding. Gene Ontology annotation, biological process: protein polyubiquitination; proteasome-mediated ubiquitin-dependent protein catabolic process; negative regulation of translation.
CCUCACCAGGCUGCCACUUGCAGAUGGAGGCCCACCAACACUCCCCAGAUAGCAGCAGUGAGGAGUGCACUGUCCUGGAGGCUCCGCCCGGCAAAAACGCCUGCCCACAACAUGCAGGGAAGGUUGCUGACUUGUACUGCUCUGCCUGCAAGUGCGCACUGUGUGAGGACUGUCUUCCCGACCAUGCAGAGCACCCUAAGGUGGCCCUCAGCCAGGCCCUCGAGCAGCACCGCAACAACCUGCAGGAAAGACUGGGUGCUGUUCAGGACAGACUCCCUCAGAUUUCAGAUGUACUGUCCUUUGUUAAAGAGAUCCUCCAGCAGCUGACCAAUCAGAGGGCUUCCAUUGAAGAGGACAUUCAAUCAAGCUUCGAGGACUUACACAAGCAGCUGGAUGUUCGAAAGAGUGUACUGCUGAUGGAGCUGGAAGUUACAUACGGACUCAAACAGAAGGUUCUCCAAGCCCAGAUAGACAGUCUUCUACGGGGAGAAGGGGACAUCACAGCCACCUGUACCCAGGCAGAGGAGGCUCUGGCUGGAGAACCCUGUGUGGCGAGCCUGCAGGUGGAGCGAGAGCUGUGGGAGAGGCUGGGUGAGCUUGCUGGUCUUGGUUUGCCAUGCCAGCCGGAAGAGAAUGACCAGCUGGAUCUGGUGAUGGAGACAGAUGGGUUAAGGAAGUCCAUACACAACCUGGGGACUAUUGUCACAACCAGUGCGGUGGCAAGCCAGAGCGAAGCCAUGGGUGCAGGUCUUGAGCAAUGCAUUGUUGGGCAUCCUGCCUCGGUUACCAUUGUAACAAGAGACAAGUCAGGGGGAGCCUGCAAGAGUGGAAAUGCGAUCCUCUCUGCUGAGGUAUUCACACCAGACGGCAGCAUAGUAGAUGGUGAGAUAGUGGACCACAAGAACGGGACUUAUGAAUUUGUGUACACGGUGCCAAAGGAGGGUGACUUCUCACUGGCUCUCCGUUUGUAUGACCAGCACAUCAAAGGAAGUCCCUUCAAACUGACUGUCACCAAGACUCUAGAGGCUGAACUAGACGUUUCUCCCUCUACAACAACGGCAACCAACUCAGCUGCCAAUGCUACGCCGUCCACUGGGUCCUCUGAAGGAGCAAAGAGACGAGGAAAGUCACCUGGUCAGAAGAAGAAAGGCUCAAAGAGGGCUAGCAGUGCCCUUGGUACCCCAAGGCGCAAAACUCAGAACCCCAUUGAGGAUGACCUCAUUUUUAGGAUCGGAACAAAGGGAAGGAAUAAAGGAGAGUUCACCAAUCUUCAAGGAGUAGCUGCCUCUUCCAAUGGUAGGAUACUGAUCGCUGACAGCAACAAUCAGUGUGUCCAGAUUUUCACCAAUGAGGGAGAAUUCAAGAGUCGUUUUGGAGUGCGGGGACGAUCGCCAGGUCAGCUACAGCGCCCAACUGGUGUAGCCGUGCACCCCAGUGGUGACAUCAUCAUUGCUGACUAUGACAAUAAGUGGGUCAGCAUUUUCUCCUGUGAGGGCAAAUUCAAGGCAAAACUUGGCUCCGGAAGACUCAUGGGACCAAAGGGCGUGUCUGUGGACCAAAACGGUCAUGUUAUUGUGGUUGACAACAAAGCUUGUACUGUCUUCAUCUUUCAGCUGACUGGAAAGCUUAUUACCAAGUUUGGAAGCCGGGGCAAUGGUGACAAGCAGUUUGCAGGUCCCCACUUUGCAGCAGUGAACAAAAACAAUGAAAUCAUUGUGACAGACUUCCAUAACCACUCUGUUAAGGUUUUCACGCUUGAAGGAGAGCUUGUAUUGAAAUUUGGUUCAAAUGGUGAAGGAAACGGCCAGUUCAAUGCUCCCACUGGUGUAGCGGUGGAUAUUAAUGGGAACAUCAUUGUAGCUGAUUGGGGCAAUAGCAGAAUACAGGUGUUUGAUGGCAGUGGCUCCUUCCUGUCCUAUAUCAACACAUCAGCAGACCCUCUUUAUGGACCCCAAGGUCUGGCUCUGACUUCAGACGGACACGUUGUAGUGGCUGACUCUGGCAAUCAUUGCUUUAAAGUCUACCGCUACCUACAAUGAUGGAGGCUUGCAUGAUGAUGGGGGAUGGUGACGUGGACGCGGUAGACAAGUUGAUGGUUUAAACGAAGCGACAGAGUGAGCACUGUCAAAUAAUAUGAAUUACUGCAUGAGCCUCUAACUGCUCCCUGUGAAUGUGGAAAAUGGGAUAGAAGGGAUGAAAAAGUCAAAGAAAAAGUGCUCAGUUCCCAUUCUGGGUUUCAACCAGAACUCAUGAGGGAAAUACCUAAUUUGAAUGUUUUUGGUGAUUAUUAUUAGGUAAGAUCAUAAAAAAAUAAAAAUAAAACAAAACAUUGAUAGCAGACGAGUCUCAAGAGGGUUUAAGAUAGGCUCAAGUGAAAAUCUCAAUAAUUUCCAGCUGUCAUACAGACAUUGAAGAAUGGGAUGUAGAUAAAAGUUAUGCAAUACUGGUUCAGAGAUGUCAAAUUUGAGAGGUUCAGUGUCUAUAAAUGGGCUAAUGAGGAAAGCUUUAGAUAAUAAUAUUAAAAAACUAAAACCAAACAAAGGCUGCAAGAGAGAUGAUAAUGAUUUCUUCAGAAACAACUGCUUACUAAAUUUAUGAUGUGGUCAAUGAGACAUAAAAAGAAGCAAAGGCAUUAAUAUGGACACAAAGGGACAUAAUGGAAAUAAUGUGGAGAGAAUGAAUUGAAAGACUGAAAGUUUUCUAAUGUUCUGCCUUCUUGUGCUGUAUGUAAUACACAAAAUAAUUGCUUAUGAGCUAAAAGAGACCUAUGUCUUCCAAUUCCAUUACAUAAUUAGAGACUUCCACUGUGGAUUUAGUGCCACACUUUAACAGCCCUUGAGCAAAGCACUUAACUUAAAGCUAGCCCAGCUGGAGAGGACUGCAGAUGUGCUGAAGCAUACAAGAUUUUAUUUGUAAAUAUGACAAAAAAAAUUUCCAAAUUUAUAAGACAUAGACCACUUUUAGCCCAAAGUGCAUUGUUUGUACAUUAGGAUUGUUUGAACAUGGAAUGUUAUUUUGAUCCCAUAUAACAGUAUUCUUUACAAAUCUUAGGUAAUAGAUUCAUUAUUAGAAAUGAUUGCUUGGCUCUAAUUCUGACUGUCUGAAUUAAUGACUGAUUGACUUGAUUUGACAAGAAGCGUUGUGUGUCUAUGCUUGGUUUGAGUGUUCAGAUAUUUUUUCCUGAUAAAUCUGUUGCAAUGAGAAAAAAGUGAAAAAUUUAUCCUAUAUAUUUGUGAAGAUACGUUUAAUAAUAUUGCAUAAGCUGUAAUCAACAUAUUUGGAAUCAGUAACAGCAGCCGUCUUUUGCAGGAACAUUUGCAGGUCUGGUGCCCUCAUGAGCCCUUUGAGCCAUUGUGUUUCCAUUGCAUUGUAGGAUCAACUGAUUUUAUGAUGUGAACAAACCCGUUUUACAAUGUCAAGGUCUGUGAUACCAAUUCACAACGCAUAAGUUAACAGAACUGAUGUCCCAUGAGAUCAAAACAACAACAACAGUGACAACAAUGAAGGGGACCAGGAUGGUUGCUGCAUUUACAUUUAAUGUGCUCCCUAGAACUCCUCGCUAUGUCCUGCUGUUGAAAUGCCCUAUUUUUACAUAUUUCUCUAUGCUUGUCACCAUGGCAACAAAAUAUCAGAAUUUGGGGGAAGGAAUUCUAGAAUGUCUCUAUUCAUUCUUCCUUAUUGACAAGGAUACAAGAAUGCUUUAAGAAUUCUGAAAAACUGCUGUUGCCCGCUUGUAAAAUUCCACAUAUUCUGUCAAAAAAGAGAAUACCUCAGUGUUCUAGAAGCAUGCCUCUGUUGUUAUGUAACUGUUGACAUCAAACAUAUCAGACAUCUACCGUGAGCUCCCAUUUUACAAGUCUAAGCUAAAAGACAAUUUACAGUAACGUCAGUAAAGUAUAUUUAAAGUAAUGUUAAAGUCUCAAGCAUUAGCCAUUUACAUUCGGAAAAGUGCUAUAUGCCAGUAAUAAUGAAACUACAAAGCAUUUACAUAAAUUGUUGAAUAGGCAAGACAAGAAUUUAUGUUAUUUCCAUCUGCAAUGAGUUGGGGAAUAUUAAUAUACUGCAAACUUCUUUGUUGAUUGUGGUAGUUUAAGUGGCAUCACAUCAAUUACUUACACAUUUAGUUUUUACUGAAACAGGAAUUAAGAAACUCAUCAUUAUGUUCACAGUUGGUCAGAGAUUCUCUAAGUUAUAUAUUUUACUACUUCUAUUUAUUGCUUAUUUAUUAUUUAUUUAUCUAAUUAGUUAUUUUCACCUUGCCAUUCGAUUGUGUUACACCAUGUGCAUUUAAAUUCAUAAGUGCCCGUUGCAUUUCUACUUAUUUGACAUUUCAGUCUUUAGGCUGUAUUGAAAUGGGACUGGGAUUAGAACUGCUGUUAAUAUUUUGUGAAGUUUCCUUAGUUUUUUUUUUUUUUUUUUUUUUAAUUUUUUGUUAAAUUAAAAAAUCAAGCUUGUCAGUUAGCAAAAACAGCUCAUUAGCAACUCAUUUUGGGAUCAACAACACUUUUAACUCAAAACUAAUAAGUUAGUUGUAAAAACAGUGCAGUGCAAUGACCAACCUUAUAAAAACAUUAGCUUUAAAUGGCUAAUACUGCUUGUUUCUUACAUAACUGAUUACAAGCUAACUUAUUAAUUUUGACUUGUUUGUAGCCCUCAGUUUGAUGUUGAAUGUUGAUCAUUUUUUCACAUAGAAACAACAAAAUCACUUUUAAUAACAAUGAAACAACUUCAUCUUCAAUACAAUGACAGUAAUUAUUAUUCAGUCCAGUAAAAAAAAGUUUGGCAUCUCCUCGUUUGUCAGUUCAUGGAUUUGUUGAGACUAUAUUUUCUAACAUAAGCAUCCUGUAAUGCUGCUAAGUGUCAGAUUUUGCUCAUCAACUUGAAAUAAGAUGUUUUGAUUUGUUGGUACUAUUGAUUGUUUUAAAGAAAUCCGACUGUGUUUCCUAAUGUAACCUGGGCUUUGUUUACUGGAUAUUGAGCCUUAAUGUUGGUAUUGCAUAUGAAUGUUGUUUGAUCUGGUAGAAUUGCCUUCUCAGUAAUUUUGAUGUGAUGAUCGUUUUGGAAAAAUACAGUAAACAAGAUUUAAUUAGAAUUUCAGACACAAACAGCUCAUUUGUAGCCGACACAACCAUUGCACAUUUUCUUUUGGAAUCCUGAAAAAUAAAAAAUAAAAAAUGCCAUUGCACAUAUGUACAAAUGUGGGUGUUUUACGUGUAAGAUUUUUAGCAGAAAAUGCAACAGCAUUGUGUAUUGCACUGGUUUGACUUUUUUUUUCCUGCAAUCCUAUUAUGGUGUUUUAGAAGACAGCUUUCAAAAUACUGAUCGCUUUCAUACAGUGUCACUUUCAAGGUCUUUCUCGCUCUGUAACUGCUGUCAUGUCUGUUUACUGUUAUGGGCUAUGACUUAAUAUCCAC